AUGGCAGAGAGCAUAAAGAACCCAACAUCGAUGGAGAAAUUGAAGAAUGAGGUGAGACAAGUAGUCGGAAGCAAAUCAAAUGUAACAGAAGAAGAUUUGGAGAACAUGCCGUAUUUAAAGGCAGUGAUCAAAGAGUCCCUAAGAUUACAUCAUCUUGUUCCAUUACUACUCCAUCGACAAUCAACCCAAGACACUACAGUAAUGGGGUACGACAUUGCAUCUGGAACCCGAGUUCUGAUCAAUGGUUGGGCAAUCGCAAGAGACCCAAAGUUUGGGAAAAUCCUGAAGAAUUUAUACCAGAAAGAUGUUGGCAAGAGCUGUUAG
Messenger RNA from Fraxinus pennsylvanica, 324 nucleotides. NCBI's taxonomy places the organism in Eukaryota, Viridiplantae, Streptophyta, Magnoliopsida, Lamiales, Oleaceae. The record is from the annotation of a GenBank genome assembly.